Pimephales promelas (fathead minnow) is the source of this 3225-nucleotide messenger RNA. RefSeq names its product NAD(P)HX dehydratase (gene naxd). Gene Ontology annotation, molecular function: ATP-dependent NAD(P)H-hydrate dehydratase activity. Lineage: Eukaryota; Metazoa; Chordata; Actinopteri; Cypriniformes; Leuciscidae. The record is from RefSeq and is a predicted model, not a curated record. Gene Ontology annotation, biological process: metabolite repair.
UAUCCUCACGCAAGUUUUGAACCACACUUUUAUUUUUUUUAUUGUUAAGCUUUUCUCACUUUUCAAACCCUGAAAACGAUAAGCUGAACAUGCAGAGUGAAAGUGUUUUCAUAAAAGUAUUCUUGGAAACAUUUUUACGGGUUUCGCCACUGAGCCGUGGCGUGGAGCGCACGUUUGCGAUGACGUAGUACACAACGUUGUGGUGACGUUUUUACUGUUGUUGGCGCGGUAAACACUGGCGAAGUUCUAAGCAGCUUUGCAUAAACCAGCUCUCAGUUAAUCUCGGCGAGGCCUUUAUCGCUAUGCGCUCGGAAACUGCAUGAUACGUCGUCAAAACAAGGCCUAGAUAUCGCCGCCGCCUGUUCGAUGCGAAACCGAGUUGCAUCCGUGUUCGGUUGCUUCGACCAUCAUGCUAGUGAAUGCAACGCGCGGUUUCCUGUGGUCGGACAUGGAGACCAGAGCGCUGUUGAAUAUCUGGGGUGAGCACGACGUGCAGACGGCGCUGGACGGAAACUUUAGGAAUAGCCAUGUUUACCGAGACGUCGCGAACCGUUUGUGCGAACUGGGCUUCGAUAGGACACCAGACCAAUGCAGAAUACGGGUUAAGAGCUUAAAGAGGCAGUAUUUCCAAGCGAAGGAGGGAUCCAGGAAAAAUGGGCAGUACCACAAGAUGUGCAAGUUCUACGACGAGAUGGAGAGGAUAUUGAGCAAUAGACCGUUAGCAGAGAGGCAGGAUAUUGAUAGUGUUGCCGUUGGGGGAGAUGAAACGAUGGAUGAAGAUGCUGAGAGCACUGAACUCUUGCAGGAGGCUCACAUGGAUGGCAGUGGUGAAUGCUCUUUUAUGGAGCAUACAGUCAAAACUGAGUAUCCAUCCUGCCCCAUUCCGGUGACAGUAGGAGGCAUGAGUUCAUUUCCAACCAAACAGAGCAGCCUGACAAAGACCAACCCGCCCACGUCCUCGUCGAGCAGACCACGGAGAAGCAAGAAGCGGUUCGCGAACAUGUCGCUGGAGAAGCUGAUGGAGAAGUUCUUGGAGCAGAGCAUGGAGGCGGAAGACAACUUCUACCGGCUUGAGGAGCAGCGUCUUCAGGCUGAAGAUAAGCGCAGGGAGGAGGAACAUUCCAGAGAGUUGCAGAUGCUGCAGAUGUUGGGCCAGAUUUUCGCUGGCAUUAGCACAUCCUCAUCCUCUCCUGCGCAGUCUGCCACUCCGCAGCCCUCUUGUAUACCCCAGACUAACCCCACCGUACCACUCAUGCGUCCCUCUUUUGGGAAUCGUAACCAUCCAUCUGCCUUGAACGAGUUUGCCAGCCACAGCCAACCAGCUGGCCCAGGUCUGCUCAUGGAAGAGGGUGACGCUAAAUUCAUAGAGCGCUCUUUCUCUCUGGGCACGGCAGGAAUGGACAGUGUCAUUCCUCUUGUAAGAAAGACUAUUCCUCCAUUGACAUCCAAAAAACACAAGGGUCAGGAUGGGCGCAUUGGGAUCAUCGGAGGAUGUCAAGAGUACACGGGAGCACCUUUCUUUGCGGCUAUUUCGGCUUUGAAAGUAGGAGCCGAUCUGUCUCAUGUGUUCUGUACCAAAGAUGCAGCUCCAGUCAUCAAGUCCUACAGUCCUGAACUCAUCGUUCAUCCAGUGCUAGACAGUCCCAAUGCUGUGGAGGAGAUUGAAAAAUGGCUGCCCAGGCUUCACAGUCUGGUUGUGGGACCAGGUCUGGGUAGGGAGGAUAUGCUUCUGAAGAAUGCAAAGGAGAUUAUUGAGAGGUCAAAACUCAGAGGAAUACCAAUCAUCAUUGACGCUGAUGGCCUUUGGUUAGUGGCAAAAGAACCAUCAGUCAUUCAAGGAUAUCAGAGAGGAAUCCUCACACCCAACUUUAUGGAGUUUACUCGUCUGUAUGAGGCCAUGCAUCAUGAACCUCUGGACAGCACCGACCACAAGAGAAGUGCUCAACAACUGACCAUCGCCUUGGGCAAUCUGACCAUGGUUUUAAAGGGGGAAGAGGACAUUAUUACUGAUGGAAAGAACAUGCUGACCUGUAGUCAAGAGGGCAGUGGGCGGCGCUGCGGAGGACAGGGAGAUCUGCUCUCUGGUUCCCUUGGAGUUUUCGCUCAUUGGGCGUUCAGCUCACCUCCAGAUGCCACUAAAGGCAUGAAUCCUGCGCUGGUUGCUGCAUUCGGUGCUACGUCUCUGACAAGGCAAUGUAAUCGCCAGGCCUUCCACAAACACAGCAGAUCAACCACCACCUCUGACAUGAUCCAGGAGAUAAGCAGCGCUUUCAAGAAGUUGUUUGAAAGCUAAAAUGUGUGUGUCCGUUAUCUUUUUAUGGCCAUUAUAAAGACUAAAGGUCUGCAUCUUAACGCUACUUGUUAAAUAAACAUGAAGUACAUUGUUGAGUACCUGUUCUUUUUUUUCUUUUCCCUUUUAUUUUAAGUGCCUCUUGUAGUUCUGCGAGACAGUAUCAACUACUCCUCCUCUUUCAUAUCUGUGUGGUGGCCCUCUAUAAACGUCCAUUGUUUUCUUUUUCUUUUUUUUAAAUGUAUGUCUUUUGAUGUGUGUUAGUUUGCGAGUGAUUAGAUUUGUAUAUGAUAGCCCACCAAGAGAUAGUUUUAACAAUGUCCCUCUAAGAAUGAAUUGCUGUCUUACUACCAGCUGCAAUUUAUUUAUUAGUCUGCUUGAAAAACGCUCACCUUCAAGUAUUGAAAAAAAUCUUUAUAGUGGAUGUUCUCCUUACAAUAAGCUGUUUAACACUGUGUCUUCUGUCAAUAACUCACAAUCCCCAUUUAAUGUGUGGGUCAAAUUACAUUUAAUUGAAAGUGGCUGUCACUUUUAGAUAAAGUUUGUUAUUCUACAUAUUAAACUAACAUGAAAGUUUUACUUAUAACUGUUUAUGUUUUGUAUUAUUCCCUCUGCGUGGAUAAUGAAUGUCUGAACAUGAUUUAGGUUGGUAUGAUGGAAAUUGUUGUGGGGGGACUGUACAAAAAGUGGUAAGUUUUAAUACCAUUCAUUUUUGUACUCUGUUAUUUUCUAUGGAUUCCAAUAUCUUGAGAACCAUAGAAUAUGGGGCUUUUAUUAUGUAAAUUCAAGUUGUGUUUGAGGAGAUCACCCCCCCCCCCCCUUCUACUGUAUGUAAAGCGCUUUGAGUGCCCGAGAAAAGUGCUAUAUAAAUGUAACACAUUAUUAUUGUUCCUAUACUGUUUCUCAUUUGCAUUACACUUAUUUAAAAAAAAAAA